UCCUGCAUUGAGGAUAACAGCAAAAAUGGCAACCAGCGAUAAUACAGAGAAUGUUUCUGUAGCGCAAAACAGUCUGUGCCACAACGAUGGGUACGACAAAAAAUGCAUUUUCUGUAAGAUAAUCAACAGAGAGAUUGACUCCGAACUGCUGCAUAAUGAUGAGGAGAUCUCUUGCUUCAGAGACAUUAAACCUGGAGCUCCUCAUCACUAUCUAGUGGUGCCCACAAGACACGUGGGAAACUGCAAGUCACUUCGAAAGGAGCAUGUGCCUCUCGUGGAGAAGAUGGUAGAGAUGGGAAAGAUGAUGCUGGAGAAAAAUGGCAUUACAGAUCUAGAUGACAUCAGGUUGGGGUUUCACUGGCCUCCUUUUUGCUCUGUUACACACCUGCACCUGCAUGUAUUGGCCCCUGUUAGUCAGAUGGGCCUCAUGUCCAGGGUUUUUUACAGAUUGGAUUCCUAUUGGUUCAUCACGGCUGACCAGCUGAUCCAGCGACUGAACUCACAAAGUGAGACCAGCUGAGACGAGACCCAGUUCACUGAGACAGAGCCAGGACGGUCAGCUGGAACUGCACGGGUCAAUGCAAGAAUUACUAAUGACACCUGUUCAAUAUACCCUAGGCCCAGAUUCUUAUUUACACUUGUUAAGUGUAUUUGCCAUUCACAUUAUUAAUGACACCCAUUAAAUAUUCUGUGAGCUUUGUCUUGGGCACAAAGACUUUUUUUUCCGAUUUGGCUCCGUACUUUGUACUCCACAAUACGAUUUGUAAUCAAAAUACCUUCCCUACGUAAGUGAUUGAAUGUACCUGACUAAUCAGAAACACCUGUGAUGCCAUUUGUCCCAAAUGUAAUGGUACCCUGAAAUCGAGGGACUGUGUAUAAAAAGUGCUGCUGUAAUUUAUACAUUGUGAAACCAAAAUCUAUAAAAAUACUCUUUAAUGAAAGUUGAAAAUCUGUACUGUAACCCCAUGUGAAUACAUUGUGGAGUACAGAGACAAAUUAAAAAAUGUAAAAACUAAAAUCACACUACUUGAAGCAGAUUAAUAUCUAAUAUAUUAAUAUUAGAUAUUAAUAUAUACGAAGUUGUAAACAAUGUUGUGCUAUUUCGAUGAGCCCUGAUGCUAAUCAAAUCUGUUUGUAUCAUCUUUGCCCAUCUAUCAAAAGGGUUGAGAAGUUAUUGUUUUUUUUUUUUUUUAUAAACAUACAACACUAGUAUGUUUUUUCUAAAUUAUUCUUAUUUUUCAAUCAACAAAGAUGUUUCAGGUAUCUAAUAACAGUGCAAAGGGGAAUGUGGUGUUUCAUAGUUUUGUAUAUCUGAUAAUGGGGCGACAUGGCUCAGGCAGUAAGAGCAGUCAUCUGGCAGUCGGAGGGUUGCCGGUUCGAUCCCCUGCCCGGGCUGUGUCAAAGUGUCCCUGAGCAAGACACCUAACCCCCAAAUGCUCCUGAAGAGCUGGUCGGCGCCUUGCAUGGCAGCCAAUCGCCGUUGGUGUGUGAGUGUGUGUAUGAAUGGGUGAAUGAGAAGCAUCAAUUGUACAGCGCUUUGGAUAAAGGCGCUAUAUAAAUGCCAACCAUUUACCAUGAUAAAAAUAUACAGUAUAGCCAAGCAAGUAACUUUGAAAUAAUUUUAAUAUGUUGGCUAUUUGCAAAAUUGGCACAACAGUGCAGCAUUUUUUACAAAUGCCAAAAGUUUUAUCUUGUUUAAUUCUGUCCAGGACUAUCCAUCAUACAAACAACUGUUAAAUCAGUCAUCCAAGGCAGGGAUCGUCAAAGCACGGUCCUCCAGGGCCAGAACUGAUUUUCCACCCUCCCUGUACCUGGGAGUCAGGUGUGAAGACAGUCUGGCACUCAGUAGCCCUAACUGUUCAGUAUUAUCCUUGAAAAAAGAAAACCAGGGCUGGAUUGGGUUCGAGGGCCAGAUUUGACCAUCCCAGAUCCAGGGUAGAUCCAGGGCAUAAUAAAUGCAUGAAAGUUGUGGAAUGAUGUCAAAUGAGCUGUUAGCUGUAUAUAACAGUUACGGGUAAUAUGCAUGACUGCCUCAUGUAAAAUGGUUUUAAUGUAAUGUGAAAAUAGUUGUAAAAUGAUUUCAUGUUCAUGUAUUUAUAUAGAGGAAGGUGAUUUUCUGGUCUUGAAAUAUAUUUAAUUUUGCAAUAUCAUUAGGUUGUCUCUUAUUUUUUCAUCCAGCUGAGGGCAACAAUUGUAUUUCUGGGGCAAAAAUUUAAGCUUGAAUAAAUGAAGAUUAUGAAUGUA
Molecule: messenger RNA, 2244 nt
Organism: Conger conger (European conger)
Lineage: Eukaryota; Metazoa; Chordata; Actinopteri; Anguilliformes; Congridae
Gene: hint3
Product: histidine triad nucleotide binding protein 3
Exons: 5
Coding region: 26-520 (164 amino acids)
Molecular function (GO): catalytic activity
Source: RefSeq, a predicted model, not a curated record